Messenger RNA from Atta colombica, 2743 nucleotides. RefSeq names its product kinesin-like protein costa (gene cos). The coding region runs from base 173 to 2743 and encodes 856 amino acids. The transcript is spliced from 2 exons. Lineage: Eukaryota; Metazoa; Arthropoda; Insecta; Hymenoptera; Formicidae. The record is from RefSeq and is a predicted model, not a curated record.
UUCAUGAAAUCGUGAAGCGUACGAAACAUAAAAUAUGUGUUACGGCUCUUCCAUGAGACAAAGAAUUCCGAAAUAUAGUUCUGAGACAUGGGAAGUCUUGAUAGGUUAGGAAUUUCACUUAUGCAGAUUAGCUUGUAUUCGAAUGAACGUGUGUCUCGUUAGCUGAGAUCAUAUGAGUAAAAUGAUGCAUUAUAGCCCAUGGAUUCAACAUCAGCCGAUAGCAGAUCAUCAAUGUUGCAUGCCAUAUAUUGAUAUGAUGCCAUCCUAUCACGAUCACGAUCAUGAACGUCAUCGGCUGACUGAAGAAGAAACCGAGCAAGCUAGCGAGGAGGUGCAUGACACAAUGACGCCUGCUACUUCCGGCGAACGUAGUUCUAGCGCAGAUCUAUUCAGAUUGGAGUUUGCUGCUUCUCAAUGGUCCAAGUUAGUUUCUAAUGCAGAAGGUCUGUUUACGAAGCUCAUGACAAGUAAUGUUCUGCCACACACUGAUCAAGAUCAAAUUGAGCAGUGGCUGUGCAUGAAACAAGAGUAUGAGGAAUGUAUAGCCAGCGAUGAGAGUACCAGUUUGCAGGGAUAUGCAGAGAAUGCCAGAAGAUCAUUGGAACGCAUUGAGGAAGUAACUGAGACUGAUGAAAAAACUGACGAAUCUGCGAAUCAAACGAAAAUUAAGCUUAAUCCCAAUUGUACCUCCAGUUCAGAGAGUGAAAUAUCUGAUGUUGAUGAUGAUGAGGAAGAAGAAGAGGACGACGAGGAAGAAGACGACGAUCAAAGUGAUGUGAGUUCGGAAAAUCCAGAUUUUUUGGAGAAGCUGGACGAAUGUAUGAGUAAAUUUAAGUUGGAGACGGAUAGAAUUGUCGAUUCUACAAAGGAUGAUUUCAGAGAGGCAAACAUUGAGAUUAUAUCUCCAGUGACGAGAUCCGUAAAUAAUAAUUACGUACCAGUAUCUCGUCCCAUACCGAUAAGAAAUCCAAAUUCCAGGAGAAACUCGAUGUUACCUGGUUCUGAUAUGUGUAACGAAGUAUUAGCUUUUAAUGACAGCCUGAAACCUUGCCAAAAUCAAAUCCUUGAAAAUCAUAUCUCAGAAUAUAUCAAUCCUUACAUGUUGGAUAAUCGCGAGUCAGAAGUAAAUAUUACUGAUAAUAUCAUUAACGAUAAUUUUGUUGCAAUACAAAACGAUAAUUCACCUGAUCUAUUACUUGAGGUUCUCAAAAACACGGAAAUGCCUGAACCUAUCAAAGAGUUGAAAGCUCUAACACUAAAUAACGAGGCGAAACAGACACAAGUGAAGAAAAUUCAAUCAAAUUUGGAUGGAGCGCAUAAACGUAUUGAAGAACUGCAAACGACAAUUAAGAUUAAGCAACGUUUCAUAGCAGAUAUGAUAAAGAAUUCCGAUACGCGCACCAGCGCGAAGCAAAAAUUCCAACGUAAACGUAGUAAACUGGAAGAGGAGUAUUACAAUACGAGAACACAAUUGGCACAAGCGGAAAAUGCACAUAUGUACAAGGAUCUUGAUGAAAAGACACACAAGAAAGAAAUUGAAUUAAUGAAAAAUAUAGCGAUACAUUAUGAGAAACGAAUGAUGGAUAUAGAUAUGAUAAAGCAAAUAGCAGGUGAUUCCGCGAAAAAAGUCUUGGAGUUGGAAGCCUCGUUAAAUACGUCAAAGAAGCAAAUGGAUAAAUUAAAGCGGCAAUUGAAGAGAGAAGAGGAACGUAAGAAGCAGUUGGAGGACGAGUUGGCUAAGGAUCAGCAAAAGAUUCGUGAACUUGAGGAGAAAUAUAAUUUAACUGCGUCCAAAUUGAAGGAAAUGCAAUCGGAGAGCGAGGAUGAGAAACACAAUAUGAAAUCAAAAACUGUUUGUUCAGAGAAAGAUUGUUCAGAUAAGAUGAAGAAUUUGAUGGAUGUUAGUGCAAGGAUAUCUCAUCUGGAUCAUGUUCUGAAAGAGAAAUCAAUGGAUCUAGAAAGAACUGCUGACAUGGAUGAGAAAGAAGCGUUACGACACGAAAUUAGAAAUUUGAGGCGCACUCGAGAUUGUUUAGUGGACGAGAAAUGCGAUUUAGAUGAGAAGUUUCAAAAGGAUAGAACCCUGACGAUGGUCGAAGAACGUAAACUAUUAGAAUGCGGUGAAACCAUCGAAGCCAUCGAUGCGAUGAUCGAGCACAAGAAUGAAAUGAUUUGCGGACGGAAGGAUUUUGAUGAGAAUCAAUCUCAACGCGAAAAGGGUGAGAGAAUGUUGACGGAGCGUUUGAAGAAACUCUCACACGGUGAAAUAAUAACGUUAUUUAUGAAAUACUUCCGCAAGGUGAUCGACUUGAAGGAAAGCUCGAAGAAUCUGGAGGUUCAGAUAACCGAGCUCGAGGCUCACAUCACGAAUCAGGAUUGGCGGCUAAUGGAAGCCGAGAAACGAAUGAUUUUAAUGCAGAGGCAGUACGAAGAUAAGUUGCAUCACGUGUUUAGGCACUUUGCAGAGGAGACAAGCAGCUCCGGUUACGAACGAUUGGAUAAGGAUUCUGAGCUUGUAAGAUUUAAAAAGGAAAAUAGAGCGCUCAAAAAACGAUUAGCGGAUGUCGAAGCUCUUCUCAAGGGUACAACACCACCGCGUGCAGCUAGUCCAUGUAAAAUUCUGCAACAGCAAGGAUUAAAACAGAUCACUCCGAGUACUCGAUCGACGACUAUAACGAGAAAACGAAACAAACUGAUAAUUGAAAAGACAACUGACAGAGAGAGCGAUAAGAGGAAAAAGUGA